Molecule: messenger RNA, 388 nt
Organism: Staurois parvus
Lineage: Eukaryota; Metazoa; Chordata; Amphibia; Anura; Ranidae
Source: the annotation of a GenBank genome assembly
AAUACAUCUUCUGUAGGCACGUGACCGUGUAAAAAAUGGAUUGAGUAAGCUAUGGGAGACAAACAUCCUUGUUGACAAAAUGAAGGUAGAUCUGUCAGCCUUAGAACCCGUGCUUAAACAGAAAUCUAUUGAUGUCGAAGCUCUAAUGGAAAAACUGUCAGUAGACCAAGAAAAUGCAGAUCAGGUGCGACGAAUAGUAAAAGAAGAUGAGGCAAUUGCAAAAGUUAAAGCAGAGGAAACCCAGGCGAUUGCUGAUGAUGCCCAGAGAGAUCUUGAUGAAGCUAUGCCUGCCCUAGAAGCAGCCAAUAAAGCUCUUGACUCUUUGGAUAAAGCAGACAUAUCUGAAAUCAGAGUGUUUACUAACCCACCAGAUUUGGUCAUGACAGUC